CCGAUAAAGCAAAAUAGCAUACAAAGAGAAAACCUUGAUAGAAGUAAAGUAGAUAAUUCAAGUAUGUUUUUUGCCGUAUUUGUGAAAAUUUUGUAAAUUUUAGAAACAUGCUGAAACUUACCAUCUUUAGGUUCAAUGCCAUAAACUUAGGCACAUAAUAAAGUGUUUUUAGGGAGGAUAUUAAGAUUACAAGCCAGGAACAAGUCGGCACUCUCUUCGUAACAAAUAAAAUCGUGCAGCUUAUCAUCUUGAGAUGAGUCUUAUGAUUGCAUGUUAUACACAUCGGGAAUUUAAGACAAUUAUGCAGAGAACUUUGGGAUAUCAGUUUAAAUACUGAAGUAUUAUACGUACUUGACAGCAUGGAAAACGAACCGAAGAAAUUAUCGUCAGAACGACUUUUGAUGUUCAACAAUCCAGGACAAUGCUCUCCAAAAGUGAAGAAGAAGAUAGACAACCCUCCAACCUUACCAGGAACAGGAAGACAAGAUGAUAUUUUAGAUUCUCCAGUAUUUCAAAAACCCAUGAGGCUUACGGAAACAACUAAUGGAAAGGUACAGAGCUUCCCUGAAACUCUGAAAGAAAUAAACAAAAUUGGAAAAACUCUCAACAUUGUGUCUGUUGUUGGAACGCUUAGAACUGGGAAAUCUUUCCUCUUGAAUAAACUGGUAGGAAUCAAACCGGGCGAUCCAGGUUUCGAAAUGGGUCAUACUCCAACAGCAGUAACCAAAGGCAUCUGGGUAAUGUGUCGACAACAUCCUACACAAAAAGACCAGGUUCUUGUUCUCCUUGACACAGAAGGCAUCGACGACCCAAAGAAGGUACCACAUUCUGGAUUCACCGUCAAGCGUGACACCACUUGACCAUCGGACCACAAAACACAAAACUCGUUUGUCUUUAUUCCAGUGAUUAAUUCCUGCAAACCUUC
Messenger RNA from Mercenaria mercenaria, 925 nucleotides. RefSeq names its product guanylate-binding protein 1-like. The coding region runs from base 360 to 860 and encodes 166 amino acids. Gene Ontology annotation, molecular function: GTPase activity; GTP binding. The record is from RefSeq and is a predicted model, not a curated record. The transcript is spliced from 5 exons. NCBI's taxonomy places the organism in Eukaryota, Metazoa, Mollusca, Bivalvia, Venerida, Veneridae.